Molecule: messenger RNA, 1096 nt
Organism: Trifolium pratense (red clover)
Lineage: Eukaryota; Viridiplantae; Streptophyta; Magnoliopsida; Fabales; Fabaceae
Exons: 6
Coding region: 78-866 (262 amino acids)
Molecular function (GO): phosphoprotein phosphatase activity
Source: RefSeq, a predicted model, not a curated record
CCAUUUUCCACUCGCAUAUAAAGCAAGUAAAGUAAAAGCAUUUUGUGAUCAUCAUUAUCAUUAUCAUAACCAUAAUAAUGGAUGCAAAGAAGAAGAGCAACAGUUAUGGAAAGAACAAGUUGAGUGACUCUGAUGAUGAUGAUAGCAAAAACUUGGAAGAACCAGAAUUGGAUCUUUCUCUUGAGAAAUUGAACCUUGGACCUAAGAAAAAGUUGCUUAUUUUCAACCUAAAUGGAUUUCUUCUCCACAGAGUUCAUGUUCGUGAUAAGAAUGCAAUUCCCAAAUCUCGAACCCGUGAUUACAAAUAUCGAAACUUUCUCCUUUUUAAGAGGCCAUUUAGUGAAGAAUUUAUGAAAUUCUGCCUUGAAAGAUUUGAAGUUGGACUCUGGUCUUCUGCAAUGGAGCAUAAUAUUGAUGGUGCUUUAGCCUCUGCUAUGGGAGAAUCAAAGAACAAGCUGCUAUUUAUUUGGGAUCAAGAUAAAUGUAGAGAUUCUGGUUUUAAAUCAUUGGAGAACAAUAAGAAGCCUCUUUUUUUCAAAGAACUGAAAAAAGUGUGGGAUACUGUCAAGAAAGGAGGCCCGUAUUCUGCUUCAAAUACUUUGCUGAUUGAUGAUAAACCAUACAAGUCCUUUCUUAAUCUUCCCAAUACAUCAAUUUUUACUAAGUCAUAUGAUCCUGAAGAUAAGGAGGACAAAGAACUAGAUCCAAAUGGUGAACUGUGUAAGUACUUGAAAGGACUAGCUGAAGCUGAAGAUGUUCAGUCAUAUGUGAAGGAAAAUGCUUUUGGUGUACCAGCAAUUACAGAAGAUGAUCCUGAUUGGGGUUUUUACUCACGAGUUCGUUCACGUCUUCGCAAUAUUGAAUGAUAUAUUGAUCGACAAAGUAUAAGGAAAUAUAGUGGUUUGGUUUUCAUGCUGUCUUCAUAGGAUUUGGAGAAAUGAUUUUAUGUUCUAUUGUCUUACUAUUUUCAGUACUUAAUUUGCAAGCACUUAAUGAUUUUACUUAAUGAUUUUCUCUUGAUUGUGGUUGAUGUGAAAAGACUUAUGUAUGGUUGUUUGGAUUGUAUUUCUUUAAUGGUAUAUGGUUUUAUGGAUGA